Molecule: messenger RNA, 1112 nt
Organism: Cherax quadricarinatus
Lineage: Eukaryota; Metazoa; Arthropoda; Malacostraca; Decapoda; Parastacidae
Source: RefSeq, a predicted model, not a curated record
GUUUAGUAACUGACUGACCUUUGGGGUGGGUGGUGCUGCUGUCUCUCUCUCCCGCACAUAGUUACAGAGGCGAGAUGAUUGUGGAGGUGUUGCUGUUAGUGUUCCUGGCUCUCCUUGCUGUCUAUUUCUUCCACAAACCUGCUAAAAAUCUUCCUCCAGGACCCUUCAGUUUACCUAUCAUUGGGAACCUAAAACUUCUUAUGGUCGCAGAGGACGUUCGUAAACUCCGUAAGACAUAUGGGGACAUCUUUAAAGUGAGAGCUGGAUGUGUAGAUAUGACUUUCAUCUGUGACUUUAAACUGGUGAAAGAAGCUUUUUCCAAGAUAGAAUGUACUGAUCGUCCCCACUGGGAGCCCUUUCAUUUCCUUACUGAUGGAAAGGAAUCAGGCGUGAUAAUGACUAAUGGACAACAUUGGCAGAAUGCACGAAGGUUCUUGCUACGUAAUCUGAGGGACCUGGGGAUGGGAAAAUCUUAUCUGGAGGUUCCCAUACAGGAGGAGGCACAGAUGCUGGUCAAUGAUUUCCGGAAAUAUGAUGGCAAGGCAGUUCCUCUGCCCAACUCUAUUAACAUAGCAGUUCUCAAUGUUAUCUGGCAACUUGUGGCAAGUCGUCGCUAUGAGCUGGAUGACAAGGACAUCACUUCCUUUAUUGCACUCAUAAAAUCCUUUCAAGAAGACAUGAAUCCUUUUCUUCCAAUCUUCUUUCCUAUACUAAAUUAUUUCCCAAGAUUUCUCACAAGAAAGCUUCUUAAACUUGAUUUAUUAGACAAGGUUAAACAGAAUGCCUUGAGACUCAUGGGGGGUAUUAUAGAGUCUCACAAAGCCAAAUUGGACCCCAGCAAUCCACGUGACAUCAUCGAUGAAUAUCUUCUCGAGAUGAACAAGAAAAGUGACAUUGCUUCAUUUUUCAGUGAACUGGAUCUGAUAAGAAACAUAUUUGACUUGUUCUCUGCGGGAUUUGACACCACUUCUAACAUGCUACGCUGGAUGUGUUUAUACAUGGCUGCCUACCCAGAUGUUCAGAAGAGUGUGCAGAAAGAGAUUGAUGAUGCAGUUCCCAGAGACAGGUUACCAUCACAACAGGAGAAGCCACAGUAGGUAGACAUUUAAUAG